This is a messenger RNA of Anarrhichthys ocellatus (wolf-eel), 2117 nucleotides long. RefSeq names its product poly(A) binding protein interacting protein 2B (gene paip2b). Bases 1381 to 1794 code for a protein of 137 amino acids. Gene Ontology annotation, cellular component: cytoplasm. The transcript has 4 exons. The record is from RefSeq and is a predicted model, not a curated record. Gene Ontology annotation, biological process: negative regulation of translational initiation. Lineage: Eukaryota; Metazoa; Chordata; Actinopteri; Perciformes; Anarhichadidae. Gene Ontology annotation, molecular function: mRNA regulatory element binding translation repressor activity.
UUCAUUCUCUGAUCAGGACGCCAUUACUCCCCUUUAAGUUUACAUUACAUAUAGUUGUUUGCUGCUAUAUGAAUGCUCUGAAUUUGGAAUUUAACACAUUUUAACUGAUAAGGAAAUAACCGUAGUUGCAGCCCUGGUAAUGUGUUGAUGUAUUAACAAUAGCAGAAAAACAAGGUCUGCAAAAAGAAGUCGUGUUCUCCACUUAAUUAUGUACACCAAGCUACAACUAAUGUUGUCUAAUACAACAUCUCUACAGUUGUUCCUUCAUGAAUGUUAGUGAGGUGUUUGUUUCAACUUUAUGGGCAUUUUGGUGCUGUGGGAAUGCAUUUUAUGAGAGUUUUUGUCAUAUUUAGUCUACCCACAUAUAGACAAAAUAGGAUAGGAAUGGAAACACUGUGGUGGGAUAUAACAAGAUGUUGUGGUGUAGCAGCUUGUAUAUCAGGGCUACGUCCGUUUCUGUGCAUCACUGCACAUAUUUAUCUGCACACUGAACAAACAUCACUUGUUUCUGACGGCGUCUUUUUCAUUUGCUCUUCACACACACCGUCCACCUGGUACCUGGCUGCACGCUACGUUCUAAUGUUUGUUAGUGUGGAUGCUGUUAAUCCAUCAAAUUGAAAUCGGCAUGUUUUGAAUAUUGUCGCUAUUCAGAUGAAUUCAGACAUCUGAACUGGGGCUGGUAGAUAUGGUUGAAUUCACAGUAUCAAUAAGUAUUUUCCAAUAUCACUAUACAUAGAUUAUGACAUGCUUCUUGUUUCCAAUAUCCCACAUAAAGUACUCAAGCAGAUGUUCAAAGCACUGUUAUGGAGUACAUUAGACCAAACUCUUCAUACUGUAUUGAUAAAAGAAAAGCUUCUAAACGUAUUUUGUUAGUUUUUGAUUACAGUCUGCUCAAAGCUAGAGCUAAAACUAUAUAUUUUUUAUUUGAUGAAUCAAUGUUUUGGUCAUUUAUCAAGCAAAAAACAAAGCAUAAUUUCUUCCAGUUCCAUUAAUGUGAUAAUUAUUUCAGCUCUUUUUUAACCAUUGUACACUGAAUUUAUUUUGGGUUCGGGUUUGGUCGGAUAAAUCAAGUCAUGGGAAGAUGUCACCUUAGGUUGUGUGAAAUUGUGAUUGGUAUUUAUUUUACAUUUGAGAAUUAGUCAUGUCUGCUUGUUUGUAAUUCCUACAUUCAUGAAAGAAAGUGAAUGCAGCACCAGACCACGUGACCGACCCAGCUUUCUAACGUUAGCAAGGUGGCUAACAGGAUUUAGCUAACUUGAGCUACGUUGCAUCGCAGCGCAGAGUAAUCCCCACUGGAGAAACGACGACCACGCACUCUUCGCCGUGUACUUGCUAUAAGUUUGUGUAACGUUACACUUCGAAGCGAGCACCGAGAGCACAAUGCCAGAGCCGGCUGAGAUGAGCGGUCCAGAGGUGGCCAAGACACCGGGAGGUGGCGCUCCGGGCAAGGAGGGAAAGGAGCCAGUGGCCAAUGGGCACGCAGGAGAGGGCAGCGACGCCAACCCGUUCGCUGAGUACAUGUGGAUGGAGAAUGAAGAAGAGUAUAACAGACAGGUGGAAGAGGAACUGCUGGAGCAGGAGUUCUUAGAGCGCUGCUUCCAGGAAAUGCUGGAGGAGGAGGACCAGGAUUGGUUCAUCCCUUCACGUGACCUCAACAACCAGGGGGUGGGGCAGCUGCAGCAGCAGCUCAACGGCCUGUCGGUCAGCGAUCACCAUAACAACCUGGAGGAAGUGGCGAGGAAGAGCAUCUUGAAUCCCGAAGCGAAGGAGUUCGUCCCGGGGAAGAAAUACUAGGAGUCCCCCUCACCCCCAUGGAGCCUCCGCGCGCGCACACACACACACACACCAGUUCUCACAUAUUCUCAGAGACUCUGGCGGCCACGCCCGCAUACACACUGAUUCACACACUCACUCACACACACACUCGCUGUCACACACUUGAAGUCAACGGUGUGCUGGCAGGCCCAGUUGGGGGGUGGGGGGAUUUCUUUUUGUUUCUUUCUUUUUUCUUUUUGUUUCUUUAAAUCUUUUUAUUUCCUGUUUGUUUCUUGUAAACUGAGGGACAUUGGGAAUGGGUGGGGGAGGGGUGUAAUACCAGCACCGCCCUACAGCGGGCG